Dicentrarchus labrax (European seabass) is the source of this 3722-nucleotide messenger RNA. RefSeq names its product EMILIN-3 (gene emilin3b). Gene Ontology annotation, molecular function: protein binding. Gene Ontology annotation, cellular component: extracellular matrix. The coding region runs from base 534 to 3005 and encodes 823 amino acids. Lineage: Eukaryota; Metazoa; Chordata; Actinopteri; Moronidae. The transcript is spliced from 6 exons. The record is from RefSeq and is a predicted model, not a curated record.
UGCAUACACACCCUCACUCAUGCAGAGUGCAGAGGACUUGGAGGGUCGAGCCUAGUCAGCAGGUCUCACACACGCUUGCAUGUGUGUGUGUGUGUGUGGAGCUGAAACUUUUUUUUAGAGACACAUUCACACUCUCUUCCCUCCUUCUGUCCUCUGUCCUGCUCUCCUUUUUCAACUUUCCCCUCCUCCAGCACACCUUUGUGUUGUUUUCCUUGCCCCUCUUCCUCUCCCCUCCCUCUUCAGCCUCACUAGUUUUCCCUCUGCUCUGUCCUAUGUGCUCAGACUGUGGUUAGAGUGCGAACUGAAAGCGUGCUGCACGAGAUGCUGCUGAUGUUACAGCUGUUUGGGCUCCAUGUCUCUUUCAGGGCCCACUGAAGAAGACAAGACUGCACAUGAGCCGGGGGACUUCAACACUACAGAGAAACCUACAGCUAUCACUUUUCCCCUCUUUUCCUAACCAGCCAGUUGCAUUUUCAAGACUUUGGAAUUUAUUGAGCUUUUAAAGACGUAGGGACAAAACAAAAAAAAUAACAAUGAGGACCAAGUUGUGUCAACUGGUUGCACAGUUCCUUCUCUUAGGACAGUUGCUAUCUGUGGUGGACAGUAAAGGAACUUUCUAUGGAGGUCAUGUCAACCCUUUCUAUGGAAACAGAUACAACCUGUACAAGGCUGGACUCAACCCUCACCAUUCACCAAACAAGCCCAUGACCCGUCACAAGAACCACUGUGCCUAUGUGGUCCAGAAGAACAUCACAUGCACCAUGCAGGAUGGAGUAGCUACCUACGUGAAGGCUGAGUACACCACCAAGUGCAUCUGGGGUCAGAAGUGUCCUGUCGUGAUGUACAGGACAUUCUACAAGCCAAAGUACAAGGUGGGUUAUAAGACAGUGACUGAGCUGGAGUGGAGAUGUUGUCCUGGCUACUCUGGAGAAAGCUGCUAUGAUGGACCCACAUCGCUGCCUGAUGUCAUGAUGCCACCUUUCAAGGGUGCUGGUCAGCCCCAUCGCCCAGGGAUGAAGGGCUUCCCCCACGGCCCUCGACCCCCUGUGGACCAGCGGCCUGGUGGAGGCACGCUGGAGCCUGGCAAACCCUUCCCCGGUGUGCCUGACCACAGACCAAUACCAACAGGACAGCUGCCCGCUGGGAAUGGAAGACCAAACUAUGGAAACAAAUUUGGGAUUUCAGGAGUGACUGGUGAACGUUUGGACCGUAUGGAGGAGGACCUGCGUCGUCUCACUCAGGGUCUGGACACUCUCAAUGGAGUGGUGGAAGGCCUUGAGGAGCGUCUGCGCACAUCUCUACGGGAAGACACCAACAAAAUCCUGGUGUCCCUGCUACCCAAUGCUCCCCGUGUGCCUGACUCUACCGUGGGAUUUGGCGUGAUCCCAGAUGGGACUCCUGAUGGGCUGGAAGGAGGAGAAACCUUCACUGGUUUUGGAGACUUAGUAGGGAGGGUGACAGAAGUGAGGGAUGAUCUGCGAGCAAAAACUCACAUCUUAGAGGAGAUUCAGGGGAUGGUCCUGGGUCAUGAUGGCCAGUUGAAGAGGCUGUUGGAAGGAGCUAAAGGCAGGCCCAUCCCUGGCCCCAGCUCCAAUGCUCAGCUGGACGAGAUCCUGGAUGCCAAGCUGGCUGGAGUGCGUGCUGAGAUCUUGGAUGGCUUUGAGCGCCGUCUGACUGGCCUGGAGAACCACUGUGACACAAAGAUUGGGGAGGUGCAGAAGCAGUGCCAUAGGGAUCACAUGGACGGCCAAGAGCAGAUGCAGCAGUCUCUGGAUGGAAGAGAGACUGGGCUCAGGGAGGAGUUGGGCUCUCUGCAGGCUCAGAUCCAAGGUCUAACUCUCACUGAGAGCUGCUGUGGACAGGUGAACAGCCUUUCCCAGCGUGUGCUGAUGCUGGAGGAGUCAGUCAAAGGUUUGACAGAAUCUCAGAGACAGCUACAGACUGCUCUCACUGACCAGAGCAUACACGUGGAGACACUGAUCGAGACCCGCCUGGUGGACAUAGAGGGCCGCCUCAAUGCCACAGAGGGUGGACCUGAUGGAGUAGCAGGACUCCCUGGUGGUCUGGAUGGCUUCAAGACCAUGCUGGAGGACAAGCUGAAGACCCUGGAAGAGAGAGUGUUUGUGGCUGUUGAGGAGCUAAGUAAUGCCACUGCUCCGGCACUCCUCGAGGGUCAGGUGGUCCCAGCACUGGAGACAGAAAUUGAGUCUGUGAGGAGGAGAGUGGAGGGAGACUUGGAUGGCAUUCAGAAACAGUUAAUAGAUCUGGAGCUCCUCUGCACUUCCUCCUGCCCACCCUCCACGCCGCCAGCAGGGGGUGUCAGUAUCACUGAAAUAGAGGAGGAGUGUGAGGGGAUGGAGAAGAAGAUGACUGACCGCCUGAACACCCAUUCUAACCAGCUGGACCGCCUAAACAGCACCUUGCAAAACCUACUCUUCCGUAUCGCCCAGGAGGACACGGAGGGCUUAGUCCAGGGAGAGAUUACCCUCCUGAAGGUCAACAUCAACUCAGUGAACCGCACACUGAAGGGCCUCAAGGACUCUAUUAGCUUUAUUGCAAGUGAAGUGGGCCACGCUAACUCCACCUGGGAGCAGAGAGAGCACCAGCUAGUCAACCAGGUGCAAGGAAUCACCAAACUAGUGGGCCAUCAAGCCUCCCUCCUGGGGGCUGGGGAGAGGCGGCUGGCCCAGCUGAAGGGAGAACUAGUAGCCUUGAAGAGACGGCUGUCUGGGGAGCUGCAGGGCUGCAGGAGCACAGCAAUAGAAGUACAGAAGGAGGUGAAGGAUGUUGAUAGCAGGGUGAGCCAUGUAGAGGGCCAGUGCAGCAACCUAGGGGAGCUGGCAGAGCACCUGGAGAGGAUCAGGGCAGAGCUGGAGAGGCACUCGGACUCCUACCUUGCCCAGGUGAAUGGCACCCUGGCCAACCAUUCAGAACAGCUAGCUGAGCUGAAAGGGGAGGUCAAAGACUGUGCCAGGGAAGCAGCCAACCAAAAAGGAGACCAGUAGCAUUUGAGCUACAGAAUUUUUCAAAAAGAGACUUGUGUGUGCUUCCCUUUAGGCUCAAGUGACUUCCUCUGCUUCUCUCCUCUCUCUUUCAAAUGCCAUCUGCACAUAUGCUAAUUAAUUGAACCGGUGAAAGUAAUUUCCCAUAAGCUCUCCACCCCAGUGCCUCCAGAUGUCCUGGGAAUUUAGAUUAGUGAAGUGAGGAAGUCACAAAAUACAAAGGCACACCUAUGGUUGUAUAGCUGGGCAAUAUUUUCCCUUGAGAUUUUAUUCUAUAGGGCAUUUAUUUUUUCUCUGAUCAUGAUUGUUUUGUUUUCACAUUUUACUUUUUUUAACUUAUAUGAAGUGACUGCAUUGUUAUGAUGUUAAACUGUUUGUAUUAGAGAAAUGAUAACAAAACAAAGUGGAUGAUAUGGGACUAAUACGCUGCUACGGGUUUCUACUGACAAGCACACUUUACAUCCUCUGUGUGGACACUUGUCUGGUAUUUUUUGGAAAAAAACUGUAUGUCAUCUUGGUGCUAUUUACAUUUUUGUAAACUUCUGUUUUACACUUGUUUAAAAAUGAUAUGUACUUGUGCUUUGACACUUGUGUUUGUUUUCUGCUGCAUUGCUCCAAGAUGCAAGAAGAAGUUCCAAAAGUCACCAUUGGGGGACAGUGACAACACAUGAGACAUGGAUGGCAUGGUAGAUGGAAAAAAAAAUAAAGUCUAAAACACUC